Arabidopsis thaliana (thale cress) is the source of this 1268-nucleotide messenger RNA. RefSeq names its product Defensin-like (DEFL) family protein. The transcript is spliced from 2 exons. NCBI's taxonomy places the organism in Eukaryota, Viridiplantae, Streptophyta, Magnoliopsida, Brassicales, Brassicaceae. Bases 447 to 1013 code for a protein of 188 amino acids. The record is from RefSeq and is marked reviewed. Gene Ontology annotation, cellular component: extracellular region.
GCUUAUUUAGCAAUUUUCAACCAUAUACACAAAUUAAUAACCAACUGUAAACUAAUGUUUCAUGGUUCUAGUAUUCUAGAACAUAUAAUAAUAGGUGAGCUGGUGGAGAUUUUUAGUAAUCAUUACUUUCUAACACGAUUAAUGUUAAUUUUUAAAAUAAAUUUGUUAAUUAUUAUAAAGAUAUUUGACAUCAAGUUACAUGAUCUCUUUUGCUUAAAAAAAUAUAUAGUGAUGUAAGGAGAGCAUCAAAUGAAUAGAUAAACAAAUAACAUCUAGAUAUGCAAAAUAUGGAGUAGUGGAUAGUAAAUGUAAAAUAAAAUAAAGUAAAUUACGUCUUCGAGCUAUUUCUCUCCUUCCCUUCGAGUGCUAUAAAUUAAGACUUUUUUGCUAGUUCAAUCACUCACAAAAAAAAAAGAAACAACAAAAGAAGAACUGAGAGAUAAGUCAUGGGGAGCUUAAAGUUGAGCACAGUUGUUGUUACUGCACUAGUCGUUUGUCUCUCCAUCCUCCUCAUAUCUCCUACAGAAGCAGUGGAGGGGAAACUGAAAGAAGAAUGUGAGAAUGUCCCAUAUGGUUUCUGUCCGUUUUGGUUAUUCAAUCCGAGAUCCGAGGAACUUUGCAAGGAGAAAUGUAAGAGGUUUAAGUCAGAAACAUCCGAAUAUUAUGGUGGUUUUUGCACGCCUAAUGGUCCACCUGGGGGAGUGUCUCUCACGGCGACUUGCAACUGCUGCGUUCGGGAAAAAGUCAGCCCUCCUGAAAUAGAAGCAGUGGAGGGGAAACUGGAAGUAUGUGACAAUUUGCAAAUCGGUAUGUGUCUGUGGUAUUUAUGGCCUUGGUAUGAUUCCACUAAAAGAUGCGAAGAGACCUGUCAAAAACAAAAUAACAGCCCAUCGGGAGCAAGAUACCGUUAUUAUGGUGGUUUUUGCACGCCUAUUGUUAGAGGAACUGGAUUCUUUAUCCAUGGGGCUUGCAACUGCUGCAUUCGGGAUAUAAAAAAGCAGGCAUCAUCCUGAUUCCUGAAAUAGAAAGCAUGUGAUUUCAAAAACACACACUUUGUGUGCGUGUUUGUUAGUCUGUUAUGUGUGAGUGUGCAUUGCUGGUGACAUCCGACAUCUAUAUUUGAGUGUUUUGCUUCUGUAUGUACUCGUUUUUCCUCAUUGAUCAAGUUUCAAAUAAAGUUGGAUUUUCUCCCAUAAUAUUAGAGUGUAUUGCUUCUAUUUUGUGUACCAACCAACUACCAAGUUAUUUAUUAACCGUGCAAGUUUUUC